AUGUCUGUAUGUAAUACUAGUAUUUGCCUGCAGGUGGCGCGUCGCUGGGGCGCUCAGAAGAACCGGCCGGCCAUGAACUACGAUAAACUGUCCCGCUCCCUCAGAUAUUACUACGAGAAGGGCAUCAUGCAGAAAGUUGCAGGCGAGCGCUACGUGUACAAGUUCGUGUGCGACCCGGAAGCGUUGUUCAGCAUGGCGUCCCCGCCCCGCGCGCGCUCGCCCCCCGCGCCCGCACCCGCCUACGACGUCCUCUCGCAGCUGUACGGGGGGGUCGUGUACCCGCAAUAUCUGCAGCAUCCGCCCCAGACCGAAUAUCAAAAUAGACGGUAUUAUCAUCAUUUGGGACAUUACGAUGCGUAAAAUAUUAUUAAGUUAUUUAUAAAUGCAAUUAAUGUUAUUCUGCCGUGAUAAGCUUAAAAGCGGUAUCUAAAAAAAAUCAAAAUCUUGAUUAAAAGUCAGAUAGCUUAAAGAAAUACC
Manduca sexta (tobacco hornworm) is the source of this 477-nucleotide messenger RNA. Its product is annotated as ETS translocation variant 1-like. Gene Ontology annotation, cellular component: nucleus. The record is from RefSeq and is a predicted model, not a curated record. Gene Ontology annotation, biological process: cell differentiation; regulation of transcription by RNA polymerase II. Lineage: Eukaryota; Metazoa; Arthropoda; Insecta; Lepidoptera; Sphingidae. Bases 1 to 360 code for a protein of 119 amino acids. Gene Ontology annotation, molecular function: DNA-binding transcription factor activity, RNA polymerase II-specific; sequence-specific DNA binding. The transcript is spliced from 2 exons.